Penicillium vulpinum is the source of this 1533-nucleotide messenger RNA. Its product is annotated as Major facilitator superfamily domain general substrate transporter. Gene Ontology annotation, molecular function: carbohydrate:proton symporter activity. Gene Ontology annotation, cellular component: membrane. Gene Ontology annotation, biological process: transmembrane transport; carbohydrate transport. Lineage: Eukaryota; Fungi; Ascomycota; Eurotiomycetes; Eurotiales; Aspergillaceae. The transcript has 3 exons. The coding region runs from base 1 to 1533 and encodes 510 amino acids. The record is from RefSeq and is a predicted model, not a curated record.
AUGCCUUUCAAGGGUGGUCCAACUGAAAUCCAACAUGUCCCCUACUCAAACUCGGCCCGAAAGUCCCAAGCAAUCAACUUUCAGUUAAUCUUCGCCUGCACAGUGUUUGCUGCCGCCUCGUUCUUAUUCGGAUUCGACGACAAAAUCAUUUCUCCGGUUGCUGCAUUGCCGGAUUUUGUCGAGAACUUUCAAGGACCUAACCCAGCCACUGGGAAGUAUGUCCUUACGGCUCGUAAUCAGAAUCUGGUCUUCUCCCUUCCAUUGGUGGGCUCCGUGAUUGGAGGUCUGCUUGCUUCACCAAUGAAUUUCCACUUUGGUCGCAAAUGGCCUUUGAUGAUUGCAUAUAUCGUAUCUGUGGGUGGUGGAUUGCUACAGGUCUUUGCGCCGAAUUUGGGAGCCUUUGUGGGAGGUCGUUCUAUCAAUUCGAUUGCUUUGGGCAUCGUGGGUGUGACUGCCCCUUUGUAUAUCUCCGAGGCGGUUCCUGCAUCUAUACGUGGAAGAUGUGUCAGUUCCAUGAAUAUCUUGAACUUAACAGCUGGCGUGGUAGGCACCGUGGUGGUCUUCAGGACGGAGAAGAUCGACGGGAGCCUGUCAUACCAGAUCCCACUUGCUGUGCAGUGUGCUAUACCUAUACUUCUUCUCUUCUUGACAAUUCCUCUUCCAGAAAGUCCACAAUGGCUGGCUGGGAAGGGAAGCAUAGAAGAAGCUCGAAACAGCCUACGGAAACUGCGUGGGUUCAGCGACGCUGAGGUCGAAGAUGAACUCCAUCUCAUGAAGCUGUCUGAAGAAAAUGAGCGCGAACUACGCAACCAGACCAAGUUCUGGCACAUAUUCCAGCAACAGCAUCUCAAACGUACCCUGACUGCGGGCUCGUUCUUCUCUCUUAACCAAAUAUCAGGCAUCAUUCUUUCGACAACAUAUACAACCGUCUUCCUCACAGAGCUGGGCAUUGCAGAUCCCUUCUCCCUGACAGUCAUCGCAUCCUGCUGCACAUUAGCCGGCACCAUUGCCGCACCCUUCGUCAUCGACCGUGCCGGUCGACGUCCUACGGCAUUUAUCGGGAUGGGGAUUAUGUUCAUAAUCGACGCCGUGGCUGGUGGUCUAGCUUUUGACAGAGACAACAAGCAAGCAACUAUGGCCAUCGCCAUUUUGUCAUUUGUAUUCAACUUUUUCUGGGCAUCUUCCUUCUGCUCGCUGUCAAACCUCAUGCCCUCUGAAAUGGCAACUCCCAAACUCCGCCACCACACCAUGUCCUACACAGUUGCCUGUGCGCAAACAACCGCCGUUAUCACCACUCUUGUCGUUCCACGGUUGACCUCAGCCGAUGCUGCUAACCUUGGCGCGAAGACAUAUCUCAUAUUUGCUGGCUGUAUGGCUGCCAUCAUUAUCUUUUUCUACUUCUUCAUGCCUGAGACGCGUGGCCGGACUUUUAACGAGAUCGAUGAGAUGUAUGCGGCUAAAAUCCCUAUGUGGAAAUGGAGAUCGUAUGAGACUUCAUUUGAAGUGGGGUCUCAUACGACAAAGAUUUUGUGA